AUGUAUCUUUCCAGCGAAGAGUCUGUAGGGUCAUCAAAUGGGGAGCUAAGUUCCUGUUCUAACAUCUUUGCAGGUGUGUUGAGCGACCUUGGCAUAGAUCCGGAGGAAAAGAAGAAGAAGGCGAGCAAGAAAAAGAAGAAGGUUAUCACCAUUGAUGCUGAGGUGACCAGCAACAAAGGCGGGAGUAGCCGCGCAGCUGCUGGAGCUUCUGAUAAAGGUGAGAAGAAGACCAGCGCUUUUGGUUCAAAAAGCUCUGGAAGCGCAGCGUUAAGGAAUCCAGAUGCUGGUGUUACUCCCUCUUCGAUCGCGCUGGAUGAAGAGGAGGAAGAAGAGCAUGAGGAAGAACCCGCUCUCAAGUUAGUGAGUCGGAAGAGAAGUAGAGAAGAGAUUGCUGCGGGCGUCAAAGUAGCGCAGAAGACUGAGGGAGUCUCUGUGAUAGGGAAGCAAAGCAAGCUGCGCUCCCUUUAUAAAUUCUCUCCAGAGGCCCAGAAGAAGGCCCCUGAGAAGACUAAGGGAGUUGAAUUUAAGGAUCCUCAAGAACCGGCGCCGAAGAAGACUAAGUUUGUAAUCAGGCCUCCCAAGACAAUCGAAGGGACAGUUGAGAAGGUGGUUGGAGAGAAAGAAAAAGAGAAGGAAAAAGAGAAAAAGAAGGCGUUUGAGAAGCCCGUGGGCGAUAAAUCGAGAAAGACCGAGACCGCUGCUACUACCGCGCAGGAGAAAAAGCAGGGUCCAGAGGUCGUGCACAUUACGGGGCUUGACCAGCCCCUUCAUGAAAAAGAGAAGGAAGCUACCCGGGGGAAGGGACCCGAAGUUGUUAAGCCAGCGGAAUUUACGCAGCCUGAUAUCCCCCUCCAAACUAAGCAGACGGCGCCUAAAGAUGCUACUGCUGCUGCGGGUGGAGCUGGUGCUGGAGGGUCUGGUGGCGCCGCAGGUGCAUUCGCGGCUGGUCAGGCUGGUGCGGGGAGAAAAAGCUCGAUGCCACAUCCUCUGAUAGGUUCUAAGGAUACCUUAGGAGAUAUCUAUUACAAGAAUUACACCGAGGAGGCUCGCGGUGACGCUCCCCACCAUCCUCCAUGGGGCUUAAAACAGAAGGACAUGUUCUUGGAGUUUGCUCCGUGUCGCGAUUGGUUCUUGAAUUCUUUCCCUCCCGGUGAGGUUAACCGGCAAAGAGCGCGAACCCAUGAUGGGUUGUAUCACGCUUAUAUUGUCGGCGAGGCCAAUACCCGCGCUGCCAACCACCAGAUUGUGCGCGAGUGGCCCACAGUGGUUAAAGAGCGAGGGGACUGGGAGAAAUACUGUGAGCGCUUGUUAAGGCAGGUUAAGGAUUUUGAGAAGUUGAAAAGUGCCUUUGCUGAGGGGAAGGCCAAGUUCAAAUCUGAGAAAAAAUCUGAAGAGUGGGGCCGCGAGGGCCUAAGGAGUAAGUUGCGUGCUGCUGAGGAGCUCUUGUCGAAAAAGCGUGCUGAAUGGAAGGAGGUAUGUAAAAAGGAUAACCAGUGCACGUUUGCUGCUCGCUCCAAGAUUACCGACCUUGAGGCUCAGAUUGCCACAUUAAAGAAGGAGGUUGAGGAUGUUGAAGCAGACAAAGAGCAUGUUGAGGCUAAGAUGAAGGCGCAGGUGGCCAGCCAAGAUAAAGACAUAAAAGCGAAGGAUGUAAAGAUUGCGGAGUUAAAGCAUCGAUUGCAUGAGCAAACUGACAAGAAUGAAUCUUUGGAGAUUGAUCUUGAGGCUGAAAGGGUGAAGGCUGGUACCGCCGAGGAGGCCAAACAAAGGGCCAUCGAGGCGCGAGAUAUUAGCACCUCUGCCCUUAACGUAGCCCAAAACAAUUACGCCGAAGCUCAAUCAAUCGUAGACACGCUGGUCUCCGAAUCUGAAUGGAUGCGUAAUAGAGGGGUAGUUCUGAUGGCUAACUCCAUUCUGAAUGCCUCUGAGUUGGAUGCGGCUGUUGCUGCUCUCAUAGAUGCCUCACGCGUGGUUGGGCAUCGUGGAGGUUAUCUAGAGUGUGCUCAACAUGUUGAAGAGGCCUUUGGACAAGAGUUUGAUGUCAGUCAUUGCUUAGUGACCGAUCAGGCUGAUGCUGCGUUAGCCCGCGCUAAAGGAGUUUAUGACCAUAUAUCAUCGCCCGUGAUGGAUUUGGUCACUGAAGCGCUGAAGCACGAUGACUGGUGUUCCCGGCUAAAGACUAUCCUAGACCCUCCACAGACGGUGGAGUUAUCUGAUGAGGAGGAAACAGCCGGCGGAGAUGGCGACGGUGAUGGAGAUGGCGAAGGUGGUGGUGACGAAUAG
Molecule: messenger RNA, 2283 nt
Organism: Helianthus annuus (common sunflower)
Lineage: Eukaryota; Viridiplantae; Streptophyta; Magnoliopsida; Asterales; Asteraceae
Exons: 6
Coding region: 1-2283 (760 amino acids)
Source: RefSeq, a predicted model, not a curated record